Anopheles maculipalpis is the source of this 1164-nucleotide messenger RNA. RefSeq lists its product as uncharacterized. The transcript has 2 exons. Gene Ontology annotation, biological process: positive regulation of Notch signaling pathway. Gene Ontology annotation, cellular component: nucleus. The record is from RefSeq and is a predicted model, not a curated record. The coding region runs from base 1 to 1164 and encodes 387 amino acids. NCBI's taxonomy places the organism in Eukaryota, Metazoa, Arthropoda, Insecta, Diptera, Culicidae.
AUGGCUUUAUGGAAUCAAAGAAAUUUAAAAGCACCCGUUCCUAUGAAUGAUCUUUGCAAAUCGAAGGGCAUCGAGGAAGAAAUUCGUGCUGCUACUAAAACCUGUGCAAACAUGCUAAACUACUACGCAACAUUAACCACAUUCGAAACGGCCGUAGCGUUUCAUUCGCGCUUCUGCACGCGCUUUAAAAAUCGACUGCGCAACAUGUACGGCUUUCAAAUGAUGCGCCGACUGAAUCAAAUACUGAUACGCAUCAAGAGUAUGGAUCUGGUACGCGUUAUAAUGGAUUUGCACAGUUUCUUCCCGGAGUCGAACUAUAUCGAACGACAGGUGAAUCUGCCAGUGCGUUCCAACCUGGAGUAUCUGCUCGUGCGAAUGCAGGGACUGGUUAAGCUGUUGUUGCGUGUCGUUUACCUUACAAAGGAAGCCGCACGCUAUCAUUUGAAGCAAAUAGCGAUAGGCUUUUUGUACCACAUGUUUUCCAUGGCUCUUGGGUUGAUGGGUGAGCUGUGGCUGUUUGCCCGUGCGGUCUGCAGACGGACGGUACAGUUUUACAAUGAAUUGUAUCCGGCGCUAGAUAUUCUACCCAAAACGCACAAAAGGUGGCUACCGGAUGGGUACGAACUGCCGGCUAAUCUAGCGGACUGGCUCGGAGAAGAGUACGAGCGUGAAGUUCUGUACAUUUGCGAAAGUAACGAUAUACUAGAGUUGGGUGUAAAUUCCUCCAUUUUUACUCUACUUAAGCAACACUCCAAAGAUGAUGUUGAAAACGUCCUAACCCGCAUGGAAACGGUGGCUGAAACGAAUGGGAAAGAAAAACUAAAACAACCAUCGUUUAGUUCGGUGCCGAAAACGUUGCUACUGCAAAGCUUACGUUCGGAUACUGGAGAGAAAGUAACGAGGAUGGAAAAGCCGGCUGUGAAAGAGUUCGACACUAACCGACUGAAUUAUAUAAGGUCAAAGUUUCAUGUACAACAGUUUCUUACCCAGGAACGUAAAAAACGGACGGAAAGGCCAUCGGAAGCGAUUACCAGCGGUAUUUCUGAGCUCGACUUUGGAGACUUUAAUGUAAAGUUGAUGAGAAACUUUAACCAGCUAUCGUCGGUGGAUUUUGUAAAUCAUUUUAAGCAACAAUUCAUGGAGUUGCUUAAAAUGUCGCAUUAA